This is a messenger RNA of Mycena indigotica, 492 nucleotides long. RefSeq names its product Ribosomal protein. Lineage: Eukaryota; Fungi; Basidiomycota; Agaricomycetes; Agaricales; Mycenaceae. Gene Ontology annotation, cellular component: cytosolic small ribosomal subunit; ribosome. The coding region runs from base 55 to 492 and encodes 145 amino acids. Gene Ontology annotation, molecular function: structural constituent of ribosome. The record is from RefSeq and is a predicted model, not a curated record. The transcript is spliced from 5 exons. Gene Ontology annotation, biological process: translation.
CUAGUCAGCCGUCAGCUGUCACAUCAUUUUCCUGUACCUUUCCUCCUCCUCAAGAUGGGAUCCAACAAGCCCCGUGGACUUCAAGCAGCUCGCAAGCUCCGCAACGACCGUCGUGAGAACCGCUGGGCGGACAAAGCCUACAAAAAACGGGCACUAGGAAACAUCUAUCGCACAUCCCCCACCGGUGGCUCGUCCCAUGCCAAGGGAAUCGUCCUGGAGAAGGUCGGUGUUGAGGCCAAGCAACCCAACUCUGCCAUCCGCAAAUGUGUGCGGGUGCAGCUCAUUAAAAACGGCAAGAAAGUUACUGCAUUCGUCCCGAAUGACGGUUGUCUCAACUUUGUCGAUGAGAACGACGAAGUACUGAUCUCUGGUUUCGGUCGACGAGGAAAGGCCAAGGGUGAUAUUCCCGGUGUCCGUUUCAAAGUCGUCAAAGUCUCCGGUGUUGGUCUUCUCGCUCUGUGGAAGGAGAAGAAGGAGAAGCCGAGAUCGUAG